AUACUCUAGUGCAAAUUAUUUGUAUUUAUGUAGAAUUCCAGUUAGGACUAUAUCUAAAAUGAUGUUCCAAGUGAUAGUUUUUGUAAAUAUUGUAUUUAGUGUGUUUGGUAGUGUACCGUUUUUUGUUAGAAAGGACUGGACCAAUAAAGAUAUGAUGUUAAAGAACAAAACAAUAAAUCCGUGCAAUAAUUUCUACGAAUAUUCUUGUUCAAAAUGGUUCAAAGAAACCACUAAACCACCCUUUGAACCAAGCUGGAACCAUUUUACUGAAGCUUCUUAUGAAUUAAAUAAAAAAAUUCGUCAAAUUUUGGAAAAAACUCACACCAAAGAGAAUUAUUCUUUAGGGAAAUCACAGAGAUUCUACCAAUCUUGCGUUAAUUUUGAGGAAAAUCAAAGUGUAUACUUGGAGAAUUUAAGAACAAUUCUGAACAUUUAUAUUAAUGAUUUGAGAAGAUACGAUGAAAUGAAAUCGUUUAAUUAUAAAGUUAUGGAACAAAUUAUGAGAAUUACUAGAAAUUUGGAUGUUUAUCCUAUUUUCAAGUUUUCUGUUAAUAUAGAUUAUAAGGAUACGAAAAAUUACAUUUUGUAUAUAGAACCUGGAAACCUCAUAUUUCCUUCAAGUAUACUUCUAAACCCAAAUAUAUAUCAAGAAGAAAUAUCAUCAUACGUUAAAUGGAUAUCAAAGAGUACCAGGCAUGUUUUAAAUAUCAACAAAUCGAAUUACCCAAAAUUUAGUGCAGUAAAAAUUGUGGAAUUUGAGAUAGAAUUAGCUAAACUGAUGUCCACCAAAUCUAAUACUGAAAGAAAUAGUACAGAACAUUUUUCAAACAUGUUUGAUUUUGAUUUUAUCAAUGCAAUCAAUGAGAAUUUAUUUAUAGAUACUACCAGAAAAAUUAGAUCAAAUGAUGUGAUGGUAGUAAGGAACUUUGAGUACUUUAAAUCAGUAUUUUUUCUGUUCAAGACUUAUAAUACUGAAACUAUUGAAAACUAUUUAUUAUGGUCCAUAAUAAAAGAGCUCUCAAGAGACACAAACAGAUACCUAAAGAACCUCAACUUUAUAAUAGACAGGAACGUCUUAAACGUCAAAAAAGAUAUUCCAAGAAAUACAGAGUGUACCAGCAAAGUACUGGAAUACUUCAGUUAUGCCUUGUUGCCUAAAUAUGUUCGUUUAUACUUCGAUGAGAAGAUAUUGGAAGAUAUUCAAGAUAUGGUGAAGAAUAUUAAAGAUAAAUUUAUUGAGGUUUUGGCGAAGAAUGAUUGGAUGAGUCAAAAAACAAAACUGUUGGCUAUGAAGAAGAUUGGUAACAUUAAAUGCAAUGUUGGAUAUCCGAAGUGGAUAAAAAAUGUUUCCAUAAUAGAAGAAUAUUAUUCUGAUGUAAACAUAUCGACUAAUCAUUUACUAAACAUUUUAAUGGUAAAAAGAGAAAAAUCCAGACGAAAUUUUGAGCUUUUUAAAACCGCAGUAGCAGAUCCAGUAUGGCCAUCAAAUGUGUUUGAUGUAAACGCAUAUUACAGUGUCUUACAGAACUCAAUAUUUUUACCCCUAGGAAUCUUACAAAAGCCUUUCUAUGAUUAUCAUACUCCAAAGAUUUUUAAUUAUGGAGCCAUUGGCAGCCUCAUUGGUCACGAAUUUGCUCAUUCUUUAGACACCACAGGUAGACAAACUAACUCCGAAGGAACAGUAACGAAAUGGUGGAGAAACCAAGAUAUUUUCAUCUACAAUUUGAAAGCAAAAUGCUACGAAAAUACCAACAGCAAUAAACAAAUUUCAAAUUCUUUAAUAACUGAUGAAACUAUUGCUGAUAAUGUUGGUUUGGAACUGAGUUUUGAAGCCUAUAAAAAGUCUGAUAAAAAUGUAGAUCUUGAAGAAGUAUUUUGGGGGAGAAAUUACAACAGUAUGUUUUUCUUGAGUUACAGCCAGAUGUGGUGUGAAAUUUCCAACAAAAAAGACUUAACCAACGACGAGCAUUCUUCACCUUAUAUAAGAGUAAACCAAGCCCUAUACAACAACAAACAAUUUGUUAAACUAUUUAACUGUAAUUUUUUAACAAAAUCAUUUUGUAAUCUGUGGUGAAACAACAAAAAAACUGCAUAUUUAAAAUCACUAUUUAUUACAGAGUCGCUUUAAUAUGAAAUGGAUCUAAUCCUAAAAAUGUUUAAAUUAAUAACAAAAAAUUGUUAUAAUUAAUUGAUAAAAUGUUUCAAAAGAAAAUACAAUGUUUGUAUUUACUUUAAAUUGUUUUUCUUUGAGAAUGAUAUUUUUCUUCAAGAGAGCUAUUAUUUUAUAUUUGAUUCAAAUGAGUAAUUUUCAGUAUAAACAAUUUGAGAAAAUUUCUGUCAUAAUAAUAUUGACAUUUAUCUACACAAAGUGAAAUAAAUAGAUUUAAAAAGUGUUCAGUCUAAAGAGUUUAAAAUUGUAAAAAAAGAAAAUGCCACCUAAGAGACACUAUAUACAGGGUGAACGAUUGUGCUGAAUUUUAAACAUAUUUUUGACACCAUACUAUUUAAUUAUACUUUAUUUAAAUCCCCAAAGGCUCACCCUGUAUAUAUGUACAAAAUAUACAAGGCGUUCCAAUUUGUUGUGGCUGGAGUUAAAAAUAUUGUUUUUAGUUAAAAAAAAGCUUCAAACCUUUGUCUCAAAAAAGGAGUAUUUCUUUCUUGUAUACUAUAUUAUUCGUUUAAAUACAUUUAGAGAACAUUUUGGAAAGUUUUAGUGUUAAAAAUCUAUCAGAAAUGUCAAAGUUUAAUAUAAUUUGUUUAUCAAACAACAAAAAUCUCAACUUGUGUCAAAAUUUUACAGUUCUGAUAAUUUUUAUUUUGUUAUUCGGAAAACUCAACGCCCUGUACCUAUACUGACGUGAAAUUUUCUUUUUAAAAUAAUUUUUUAUCAACUGUUUCAAGUUUUGAUUCAAAAAAAUUGAAUCACCCCAUAUAUUCUUAUGUAUUUUUUGAAAUAAUAUUGUAUAGUAAAACAACAAAGGGAUAUGGAUUUUUUUACAUAAAAAGUACUAAAUCUAAGGUUCUAUACAUCCAUGAAAAUAUGGUUUCAACCAUUUUUUGUGGUUUCAGAUAAGGUUGUUACAUGGCAGUGACUAGAUAGACAUUAUUAAUGUAAAAUAAUACAUCCAAAAUAUAUUUUAGAUAGAAGAAUAAGUCAGUUUCAUUUUUACCAAAAAAAUAUCAGUAGUUAUAUAGUAAAUGACCUAAAUAAGUAAUA
Molecule: messenger RNA, 3217 nt
Organism: Sitophilus oryzae (rice weevil)
Lineage: Eukaryota; Metazoa; Arthropoda; Insecta; Coleoptera; Curculionidae
Product: endothelin-converting enzyme homolog
Exons: 10
Coding region: 59-2074 (671 amino acids)
Biological process (GO): protein processing
Cellular component (GO): plasma membrane
Molecular function (GO): metalloendopeptidase activity
Source: RefSeq, a predicted model, not a curated record